This is a messenger RNA of Cylicocyclus nassatus, 965 nucleotides long. The record is from the annotation of a GenBank genome assembly. Lineage: Eukaryota; Metazoa; Nematoda; Chromadorea; Rhabditida; Strongylidae.
GUUCAUUUCUUACUGCAAAAUUACUCGACAUUAGCUUACUGCAAUGGCUGUCGUUUGUCAACUGAUACAACUGAAAGAAGGUCAAACUGUAGGCGAUUGGACUGUGACGAAAAAGAUUGGUGAAGGAGGUUUUGGAGCCAUAUAUUUAUGCAAAAGUAAGGAGGGUGAAGUGAACGCACUCAAGGUAGAAGCCGAGAACGAUCCUUUGGGACUGCUUAAAAUGGAAGUCUAUGUGUUAAUGGAACUGAAAAAAACAAAGUUUCAAGCUCGCCAUUUUCUUGCCUUGAAGGAUAGAGGCCAUGUGCCGGGGAAGUUCAACUAUGUAGUAAUGACUCUUGUGGGGAAAAGCUUACAGGAGUUACGAAACGAGGCACCAAUGAAGAAGUUCUCAAUGGGAACAGCGAUAUCGGUUGGGCGACAAUGUCUUGAGGCUCUAGAAGAUCUACACAAUGUCGGAAUUCUUCACAGAGACAUCAAACCUGGGAACUACACGAUAGGAAGGAAAGAGAUGAACGAAUUGCGAAAGAUCUACAUGCUUGAUUUUGGCAUGGCCAGAAAAUUCAUCAAAGAUGACGGAACUUUGCGAAAUCCAAGAGCUCGAGCCGGCUUUCGUGGUACAGUGAAGUAUGCUCCAAUAGCAUGCCAUGUGCAUCGAGAACAGAGCCGUAAAGAUGACAUCGAGAGCUGGAUGUAUAUGCUGGUAGAAAUUACUUGCGGUCGGCUUCCUUGGAGAAAUCUGACGGAGUCGAACGACGUCGGCUUGUUCAAGAAGGAUUGCAAAGGCGAACGCUAUCGAUGUCUUUUCGGUGGUUGCCCUCGAGAAUACACAGAGAUUUUCCCAAUUCUUGACAAGGGAAAAUUCUUCGACGCACCAGAAUAUCCGGCCAUCUAUAAGUUGCUUGAGUCUGCCCUUCAAAGUACUCGUGCUCAGGAGUAUCCUUACGACUGGGAAAUGUGACUUAAUA